CCCUCAACACUGGGGCAGCUCUCCAGUAUGUCAGGGACAAUGUCUUUAUUGCCUCCUCCGGAAGUAGGCGCCUUGAAGGUGUUCCACAGAUUCUGAUACUGCUGAAUGGUGGAAGGUCCUUUGACAAUGUAGAUACACCAGCGUCUGCUCUCAAGGAGCUUGGUGUCUUGGUGUUUGGAAUUGGAACAAGGAGCUCUGAUAGCAGAGAAUUACAAAAAAUAUCCUAUGACCCCAGUUAUGCUCUUUCCGUGUCUGAAUUUACUGACCUCCCCAACGUCCAACAGCAGCUUCUUUCUGCUAUGGGCACUGUCAUUGUACAGGUCACAACCAUGACACCAACAGUAAAACCAACAAUCCUAGUUGAGAGUCAGGCUCCCAGGAGGGAUGUCGUGUUCUUGCUGGAUGGAUCUGAUGGCACGAGGAGUGGAUUCCCAGCAAUGCGGGACUUUGUUCAAAGAGUAGUGGAGACACUCGGUGUGGAUGAGAACAAAGAUCGCGUGGCUGUGGUCCAGUACAGUAGAGAUCCAGCCGCCCAAUUCUAUCUGAACACAUACACAACAAAAGGAGAGAUUCUCAACACUGUAAGAGGUCUGAGACACAAAGGUGGGAGACCUCUCAACACUGGAGCAGCUCUCCAGUAUGUGAGAGACAAUGUCUUGACUGCCUCCUCCGGAAGUCGACGCACUGAAGGUGUUCCACAGUUACUGAUUCUGCUGAGUGGUGGAAGGUCCUUUGACAAUGUUGACACUCCAGCUUCUGCUCUGAAGGAGCUUGGGGUCUUGAUCUUUGGAAUUGGAACAAGGAGCUCUGAUAGCAGAGAAUUGCAGAGGAUAUCACAUGAUCCCAGUUACGCUCUGUCUGUCUCUGACUUCACUGACCUUCCAAACAUCCAGCAGCAACUUCUGUCCUCGGUGGAGUCAGUUGUUAUUGACGUUACGCCAGAAUCGACAACAGAUUUAGUUGAUCAUGACACCUCCAGAAAGGAUGUGGUAUUCCUUGUGGAUGGUUCUGAUGGCACAAGGAAUGGAUUCCCAGCAAUGCGUGAUUUUGUUCAGCGAGUAGUGGGGAAACUCAAUGUGGGAGGAGACAAAGACCGCGUUUCUGUUGUCCAGUACGGUAGAGAUCAAGAAGUUCAUUUCUAUCUGAACACAUACACCACAAAGGAGGACAUUCUUAACACUGUGAGAAGUCUGAGGCACAGAGGAGGUAGACCCCUUAACACUGGGGCAGCCCUCCAAUACGUAAGGGACAACGUCCUUACUGCCUCCUCUGGAAGCAGAAGCCAAGAGGGCGUCCCUCAGAUGCUGAUACUGCUGAGUGGGGGAAGGUCCAGUGAUAAUGUUGACAUACCAGCUUCUGCCCUGAAAGACAGUGGGGUCUUGAUCUUUGGCAUUGGAACCAGAAAUUCCAGCAGAGAGGUUCAAGGGAUUGCCACUGAUCCUAGUUUUUCCCAGUCUGUUUCUGAAUUCACUGACCUCCCCAGCAUCCAGGAGCAGUUUUUCUCCACACUCAUAACUGUACAAGUUGAGGCCACACCCAAAACCCCAACAGUCAUAGUGGACCAAAGCAUUGCCAGAAAGGAUGUAGUAUUCCUGCUGGAUGGUUCUGAUGGCACUAGGAAUGGCUUUCCAGCAAUGCGUGACUUUGUUCAAAGAGUGGUAGAGAAACUCACUGUGGAGGAGAACAGAGAUCGAGUCUCUGUGGUCCAGUAUAGCAAAGAAUCAGAGGCCCACUUCUAUUUGAACACUUACACAACAAAGGAAGACGUUGUGGACACCGUAAGAGGCCUGAGGCACAAAGGAGGGAGACCCCUCAACACUGGGGCAGCUCUCCAGUAUGUCAGGGACAAUGUCUUUAUUGCCUCCUCCGGAAGUAGGCGCCUUGAAGGUGUUCCACAGAUUCUGAUACUGCUGAAUGGUGGAAGGUCCUUUGACAAUGUAGAUACACCAGCGUCUGCUCUCAAGGAGCUUGGUGUCUUGGUGUUUGGAAUUGGAACAAGGAGCUCUGAUAGCAGAGAAUUACAAAAAAUAUCCUAUGACCCCAGUUAUGCUCUUUCCGUGUCUGAAUUUACUGACCUCCCCAACGUCCAACAGCAGCUUCUUUCUGCUAUGGGCACUGUCAUUGUACAGGUCACAACCAUGACACCAACAGUAAAACCAACAAUCCUAGUUGAGAGUCAGGCUCCCAGGAGGGAUGUCGUGUUCUUGCUGGAUGGAUCUGAUGGCACGAGGAGUGGAUUCCCAGCAAUGCGGGACUUUGUUCAAAGAGUAGUGGAGACACUCGGUGUGGAUGAGAACAAAGAUCGCGUGGCUGUGGUCCAGUACAGUAGAGAUCCAGCCGCCCAAUUCUAUCUGAACACAUACACAACAAAAGGAGAGAUUCUCAACACUGUAAGAGGUCUGAGACACAAAGGUGGGAGACCUCUCAACACUGGAGCAGCUCUCCAGUAUGUGAGAGACAAUGUCUUGACUGCCUCCUCCGGAAGUCGACGCACUGAAGGUGUUCCACAGUUACUGAUUCUGCUGAGUGGUGGAAGGUCCUUUGACAAUGUUGACACUCCAGCUUCUGCUCUGAAGGAGCUUGGGGUCUUGAUCUUUGGAAUUGGAACAAGGAGCUCUGAUAGCAGAGAAUUGCAGAGGAUAUCACAUGAUCCCAGUUACGCUCUGUCUGUCUCUGACUUCACUGACCUUCCAAACAUCCAGCAGCAACUUCUGUCCUCGGUGGAGUCAGUUGUUAUUGACGUUACGCCAGAAUCGACAACAGAUUUAGUUGAUCAUGACACCUCCAGAAAGGAUGUGGUAUUCCUUGUGGAUGGUUCUGAUGGCACAAGGAAUGGAUUCCCAGCAAUGCGUGAUUUUGUUCAGCGAGUAGUGGGGAAACUCAAUGUGGGAGGAGACAAAGACCGCGUUUCUGUUGUCCAGUACGGUAGAGAUCAAGAAGUUCAUUUCUAUCUGAACACAUACACCACAAAGGAGGACAUUCUUAACACUGUGAGAAGUCUGAGGCACAGAGGAGGUAGACCCCUUAACACUGGGGCAGCCCUCCAAUACGUAAGGGACAACGUCCUUACUGCCUCCUCUGGAAGCAGAAGCCAAGAGGGCGUCCCUCAGAUGCUGAUACUGCUGAGUGGGGAAGGUCCAGUGAUAAUGUUGACAUACCAGCUUCUGCCCUGAAAGACAGUGGGGUCUUGAUCUUUGGCAUUGGAACCAGAAAUUCCAGCAGAGAGGUUCAAGGGAUUGCCACUGAUCCUAGUUUUUCCCAGUCUGUUUCUGAAUUCACUGACCUCCCCAGCAUCCAGGAGCAGUUUUUCUCCACACUCAUAACUGUACAAGUUGAGGCCACACCCAAAACCCCAACAGUCAUAG
This is a messenger RNA of Oncorhynchus gorbuscha (pink salmon), 3365 nucleotides long. Its product is annotated as collagen alpha-3(VI) chain-like. The coding region runs from base 300 to 3173 and encodes 957 amino acids. The record is from RefSeq and is a predicted model, not a curated record. Lineage: Eukaryota; Metazoa; Chordata; Actinopteri; Salmoniformes; Salmonidae. The transcript has 6 exons.